CACAUGACCAAACAAAUGGCAGCCUCCACGAUUGCAAACUUUGGAGAAAGUGUUAUGGCAAAUUUUACAACAAUGAUUUCGUUUUAAAACUUUCAAAUUGAUUAUGACGGCUAUAGAUGGUUUAUUUAACAGUUUUCUCAACUUUGACAGGGUUGUCGAGUUUCCUCAACUGAAAGAUUCUGUGUACGUUGACCAUGCCGGUACAACAUUGUACAGUAAAACUCAGAUUGAGGCUCAUCAUAAAGAAUUGCUAAGUAACCUGUAUGGGAAUCCACACAGUCGUAGCCAAAGUAGUCGGUUAACAACUGAUGCCAUUGAUCAAAUUAGAUACAGCGUUUUGCAGCUGUUUAAUACAACAAGUGAGGAUUAUACAGUGAUAUUUACAUCUGGGUGCACUGGUGCACUCAAGCUUGUAGCAGAGUCCUUUGACUUUUACACAGAAAACAGUUACCAUAGCACAAAAGAAAGAAGUGGAAUAGAAAAAUGUGACAAAGAGAAAGUUGAUGUAGUAGUCGAUGAUGACCCAGGAAAUCAUGAGUUCAAGGUCAAAUCAGGAUGUUUUGCCUAUUUAUUAGAUAACCACACUUCUGUACAGGGGAUGAGAGAAAUCGUAAAUGCAGAGGACAAUUUAUGUGUUGAAGAAACUACAGAUGAAAAUUUCAAGAUACAUCAAGUUAAAAAAGGGAAAAGUAAAGAAGGAAACUCAUUGUUUGUGUAUCCAGCCCAGUCUAAUUAUUGUGGACGUAAAUAUCCAAUGAAAUGGAUCGACAAAAUACAUCAAGGUCAAAUGCCAUUUCAGAGGUUGUUUCCAUGGAAAUGGUUUGUUGUACUGGAUGCAGCUUCUUAUGUCAGUACAAGUCACCUUGAUCUAAGCCUAAACAAACCUGAUUUUGUCACACUUUCAUUCUACAAAAUGUUUGGAUUUCCAACAGGAAUAGGAGCUUUACUUGUGAAAAAUGAGUCUGCAGAAGUUCUCAAGAAAGCAUACUUUGGUGGUGGUACGGUUGGAGUUAGCUCCCCUACUGAAUGUACCCAUAUCAAUUGUUCCAGUUUAUCUGAAAGGUUUGAAGAUGGCACUGUUCCAUUUUUGGAUAUAAUAGCAUUGAGACAUGGUUUGGAUUCUCUCAAGAACCUUGGAGGUGGAAUGAAGUCCAUAUCUAGACACACAUUUAUUGUGGCUCAGUACUUCCAUCAUUAUCUUCAAGGUCUUCACCAUGGUAACGGCCAACAAGUAGCAGACAUUUAUUGUCAUGGAGAUUUUUCUGAUCCAUCAACACAAGGACCAAUUAUGAACUUUAAUCUUAAAAGAUCAGAUGGUAGUUAUAUUGGAUUUGCUGAGGUAGAUAAAAUGGCACAGUUAUUUAAUAUACAUUUGAGGACUGGUUGCUUCUGUAACAUAGGAGCCUGUCAGAAAUACUUAAGACUAACAUCAGAACAAAUUAAAGAUAACUUUGAGGCAGGUCAUGUGUGUGGUGAUGACAAAGAUCUUAUAAAUGGUAAACCAACAGGAUCAGUUCGCAUAUCAUUUGGUUACAUGUCCACCAUUGAAGACGCUCAGCAUUGUUUAAAGUUUAUAUGUGACUGUUUUAUGGAAAAUAAAAACAAAACAACUUUUGCUCAAGAUGUACAUUCCAAACAAUUUAAAUCUGCUGUGGAUUUAACAUUAGAUUCUGUGAUAACUGAGGAACAGCCAGAUGUGUCUAUGGACAGCAAAUGUUCUGAUUGGUUGUCCUCUGGUAUGAAAUCUGUGAUAUCCAAUGAAAAACAAGAUAUUGAACAAUGUGAUCAAACCUUCUGCUCAAACAAAGCUUCUGAUCAAAAGACAGAAUGUCAUUGGACAAAAGACUUGCAGUUAGUUCUGCAGGCAUGUUCACCAGCCAAUCAUAUUGUAACAAAUAUUUGCCUCUAUCCUGUUAAAUCAUGUGGUUCUUUUGAGGUAAGAGAUUGGGAGAUUUGUGAAACAGGACUGAAGUUUGACAGAGAAUGGAUGAUUGUUUCAGAGAGUGGUGUUACCAUUAGUCAGAAGAGGGAACCCAAACUUUGCCUCAUCAAACCUCAAAUUGAUCUAGUCAGAAAAUGUUUAGUUCUUAGGUAUCCAGAUAUGUGUUCAGUAACAGUUCCUUUAGACAGUAGUGACCAAGGUCAAGGUCUGCAAUCAAUCUUACCAUGUGUUGGGAAAGUGUGUGGAGACAGAGUUACUGGUGUAGAUUGUGGAGAUACAGUGGGACAGUGGAUCAGUGACGUUUUAGAUAAACCAAGAUGUAGACUUAUCCAGCAAGAUAAAACAAGGUCAAGAAAGUGUAAACUGGAUAAAACAUCUAAUGAUACAGAAAAUGUUUCCAAACUUUCCUUAGCCAAUGAGUCCCAAUAUCUACUGAUAUGUAGACAGAGUGUUGAAGAUUUACAACAGAGAAUUCAACAGAAAGGGGAAUAUCCUCAUUUUGAACUGGAGAACCUGUUAAACAGAUUCCGUGGUAAUAUUAUUAUUGGUGGUGGCUUGUCUUUUGAAGAAGACAGUUGGGCAACAGUUUAUAUUGGAAAUAGCAAAUUCUUGAGUCAGGGUGGUUGUAGCAGAUGUCAGAUGGUCUGUCUAGAUCAGGACACAACUGAAAGAAGUAAGGAACCACUAAAAACAUUAGCAGCGUGGAGGGGCAAAAAGAUUCCUUUCGGAAUACAUCUAAAACAUGAUGAUUCUGCUGUUGGGAAGAGGAUUCAUGUUGGAGAUACCCUGUCUUUUAAAUGAUACACAAAUUAAACUGAAAUUGAGAUUUGAGUGACAAUUUGAUUCUAUAUUUUAAUCAUGUAAUAACUAGAAUUGUUUGUUAUCUUUACUAUAAAACUGUGCCAAAAUUGUUAAUGAUAUAUUUACAUUGUUACUUUUUUAAAUAAGCAUGUUUAAUUAUUUCAGAGAACUUUAUAAAUUAUAGUCAGAUUUGUGAUGUUAUAUGGUCUUGCCUGCAAUAAAAAAUUAUGGUACUGCCUGGUAUUAAUUAUACAAUCACAAUGUUUUGUUAUAUGGUACUUUUGUUUUACCUGCAAUAAAAAUCUACGGUACUGGUA
This is a messenger RNA of Mytilus californianus (California mussel), 3060 nucleotides long. Its product is annotated as molybdenum cofactor sulfurase-like. The transcript has 15 exons. The record is from RefSeq and is a predicted model, not a curated record. Gene Ontology annotation, molecular function: pyridoxal phosphate binding; molybdenum cofactor sulfurtransferase activity; molybdenum ion binding. NCBI's taxonomy places the organism in Eukaryota, Metazoa, Mollusca, Bivalvia, Mytilida, Mytilidae. Bases 104 to 2743 code for a protein of 879 amino acids. Gene Ontology annotation, biological process: Mo-molybdopterin cofactor biosynthetic process.